AUGGAAAAUCUCGAAAAACAAAAUGACCAUCCCUUCCACUUCCCCCACAUGCGCGCCGCCCACGGCUCCUCGUCCUCAGAACACGCCUCGGACGAAGUCACAUUCGCGCACCGCGAGCACGAGCAUGAGCAAAAUGCACGGAGCAUGGACCCGAACCCCAGCGCGCCGUACCCGUACCACCAGGAGCACGGCCCGCCCAUCGACAACGCGCUGAAGUACGCCGAGGCCGAGGAGGACUACCAGCACCACAAGAACCUGCUGUGGAGCCGCAUCAGACACCAUCUGCGCGACCCCUUUGCCGAGUUCAUGGGCACCUUCAUCAUGAUCCUGUUUGGCAACGGGAGCGUGGCGCAGGUCACCUUGAGCGCGAAUCCCAAGUUGCCCAAGAGCAGUCAGCACAAGGGCGAGUAUCAGUCCAUUUCUUGGGGUUGGGGCAUUGGCGUGAUGCUUGGCGUAUACGUCGCAGGCUGUGCUGGAGGACAUUUGAACCCCGCUAUCACGUUUGUCAACUGCCUGUAUCGCAAGUUUCCCUGGUACAAGUUCCCGCUCUACGCCUGCGCGCAAGUGCUGGGCUGUUUUUGCGGCGCGGCCGUCAUCUACGGCAACUACAAAUCCGCCAUCGACGCGUACGAGGGCGGCGCUUCGAUUCGCACUGUCCCAGGGUUCUCGGACCAUGCCACCGCGGGCGUCUUCUGCACCUACCCACAGCCAUUUUUGACCAAGACAGGCCAGGUGUUUUCCGAGAUCAUCUCUAGCUCGGUGUUGGUAUUCGUCAUCUUUGCGCUGAAGGAUGAUGCGAAUCUGGGAGCGGGCAUUAUGGUCCCCCUGGGGUUGUUCUUCUUGAUCUUUGGUAUUGGGGCGACGCUCGGUUGGGAGACCGGAUAUGCCAUUAACUUGGCUCGAGAUUUUGGGCCCAGGCUGUUCACGUAUUUUGUCGGCUAUGGGCAUGAAGUAUGGAGUGCCGGAGGGUAUUACUUCUGGGUUCCCAUGAUAUGCCCUUUCAUCGGAUGCACUUUCGGCGGCUUCUUGUAUGACACUCUGAUUUACACGGGCGAGUCGCCGAUGAAUACUCCAUGGAUGGGUAUCAAGCGGCUUGUCCAUCCCACGCGCAAGGGGAUUAUGGAGGCCAUUACUGGAAAGCCAGCCAAGGAGGUCUGA
This is a messenger RNA of Cladophialophora bantiana CBS 173.52, 1158 nucleotides long. RefSeq lists its product as uncharacterized. The coding region runs from base 1 to 1158 and encodes 385 amino acids. NCBI's taxonomy places the organism in Eukaryota, Fungi, Ascomycota, Eurotiomycetes, Chaetothyriales, Herpotrichiellaceae. Gene Ontology annotation, cellular component: plasma membrane. The record is from RefSeq and is a predicted model, not a curated record. Gene Ontology annotation, molecular function: water channel activity; glycerol channel activity. The transcript is spliced from 3 exons. Gene Ontology annotation, biological process: water transport; glycerol transmembrane transport.